AUGAGUGAACCAACCGAAUAUUACGACACCAUCGACCUACACAUUCGAUGGUCAGAUCGACAAGAUCUCGUCUUAUCUGUUUCCCCCCACGAUACCAUUUCCACAGUCAAACAAAAAAUUUGUCAAAUGUCACCACAUGCCAAAGGAAAAUACAUUCGUCUUAUUCACAGUGGCCGUAUACUUGAAGACAACAAUACUCCAAGUGACUAUGGACUCGGGAAGAUGACCAGUGAUGGAUCGAAAUCAAAGAUGACACCUUUACCUGUCUACAUUCAUUGCUCAUUAUCAGACUAUGUUCCUGAGCAAACAAGUACAAAAAACCAACCUACACCUAAUAUACCUGUUACUGGCUUUGAUCGAUUACGAGAGAGUGGAUUCACAGAAGAUGAUAUUCAAAACAUACGGUCUCAGUUCCAUCGAUUACACGGUACACCUAUUGAAGGAGAUAAUGAGGAGGCUCGACAUCUUGAAGAGCAAUGGAUGGACAAUACUACAGACACAUUACCAGACGGAACUCUUCAGGGUACAUACAAAGAGAUGGUCUGGGGACUCAUGCUAGGCUUCUUUCUGGGAGUCAUUUGUCUCUUUUGGUUCCGUGAGAAUGUCUUUUCUCGAAGGCAUCAAAUGGGUAUUGUGGCAGGUAUUAUGAUCAAUAUAUCAUUUGGUGUACUCCAUGUAUACUAUUAA
Messenger RNA from Phycomyces blakesleeanus NRRL 1555(-), 687 nucleotides. RefSeq lists its product as hypothetical. The coding region runs from base 1 to 687 and encodes 228 amino acids. Gene Ontology annotation, molecular function: protein binding. Gene Ontology annotation, biological process: protein processing. The transcript is spliced from 6 exons. Gene Ontology annotation, cellular component: endoplasmic reticulum; Dsc E3 ubiquitin ligase complex. Lineage: Eukaryota; Fungi; Mucoromycota; Mucoromycetes; Mucorales; Phycomycetaceae. The record is from RefSeq and is a predicted model, not a curated record.